GUUUUUUUUUAACGUGAAGACAACAUUCACAUCUGAAAACACCUCAGUCAUUUAACCGAGAGAAGAGAUUUCAAAAUAUAUUAUAACUUAGCACCACGAUGGCGUAUCGGCUUUUGAGGAAGUGGACACUGGCCGCUUGCACUGUGGUCCUCGUGUGGAUUUCUGUGGUUUACCUUUACGGGGAAUUUCGGUUCAUAGCACAAAGAUUUCACACAGUUGGUGACCAGGUCCAUGCUGGGGUCGGGUAUGCCUGGAGAGAUAUCCAGCUGUAUUCGAGCCGUUCUGUGGGUGAGCGACACUCAGUGGACGGACUGACAAUUGUGGAAGUUGAUAAAAAGCAAGUUUACGAAAAUGUCAGUUACCCCCCUUUUAUUGAAUUCGGGAAGCCGGGUGACCCAGGUUAGUAGCUUUGCUGUUGUUUUUAUGGUUGAUCUUGCUAUCGUUGUUGAUUGUUGAUACCAUUCUGUAAUUGGAAUAAUAUUUUUUUUUUUUAAUUUUUGAGUGUGGCUCGUGCUAUUUUUUUGUAUGAUUUGAUUGGCUCGUAAUAAACGUCAUUUGCUGAGACCGAAAUUCACUCUAUAAGAACUUAAUAUUUAAAAAAAAAAUGAAUGGCUAAAAAAAAAGAAUUGUUUAUUUUGUUUUAGUAGCGGCAAGGAGAGAGAGAGAGCUUAUGACUAUUAUUGCUCACACCGACAAUGAUUCUAUUUUAAACAUACUUUGUUUUAAUAGCGGCAAGGAGACAGAGAGAGCUUAUGACUAUUAUUGCUCACACCGACAAUGAUUCUAUUUUAAACAUACUUUGUUUUAAUAGCGGCAAGGAGACAGAGAGAGCUUAUGACUAUUAUUGCUCACACCGACAAUGAUUCUAUUUUAAACAUACUUUGUUUUAAUCCGGUAAAAUAAAGUGACAAUUUUGGUGCUACUAAUAGGUAAAACGGGUCGAAUGGUGAUUCUAACAACAAAUGAGUCAAAUGUAUGCUUCUAACAGGUGAAAUAGGUCAAAUUUGUGCUACGAAUAAUUGAAAUAGGUCAAAUUUGUGAUACCAACUGGUGAAAAGGGUAACUUUAUUGCUAAGAUCUGGUGAAAUGGGUCAAAUUUGUGCUACUAACAGGUGAAAUGGGUCAAAUUUGUGCUACUAACAGGUGAAAUGGGUCAAAUUUGAGCUACUAACAGGUGAAAUGGGUCAAAUUUGUGCUACUAACAGGUGAAAUGGGUCAAAUUUGUGCUACUAACAGGUGAAAUGGGUCAACCUUAUGAGGGUGGCCGAUGGAGAAAUUUUUCGUCUGAGGAAGAUAAGCUGAACUUAGUGGACACCAAACGUCACCAUUUCAGGGAGUACAUCAGCAGAGACAUCGCGGUACACAGAUCCCUCCCAGACCUGAGACCUUCAGGGUGAGUACUUACCUCAACAUCUGUAGUGUCCUCCAGAGACUUGAGACCUUCAGGGUGAGUACUUACCUCAACAUGUGUAGUGUCCCUCACAGACUUGAGACCUUUAGGGUAAGUACUUACCACAACAUGUGUAGUGUCCCCACGAGACUUGAGACCGUCAGGGUAAGUUCUUACCUAAACAUGUGUAGUGUCCCUCACAGACUUGAGACCUUCAGGGUGAGUACUUACCUAAACAUGUGUAGUGUCCCCCGAGACUUGAGACCUCCAGGGUGAGUACUUACCUCAACAUGUGUAGUGUCCCUACCAGACUUGAGACCUCCAGGGUGAGUACUUACUAGAAAAUGUACUGACGUAAGAGACUGUUAACAUGUUCAUUUCAAAGAGAACACAAACACACACAAGGACACACACACACAAAUAACACUUUAUAUUUCAAAUAGUGUCAGUGCGUGUUUAUCAAAUGUUGAGGUUGUUAUUUUUGUAUAAUGUAAUGCAGUCAUUAAAUUGUUCAAUCAUGCAUAUCUGACAAUUAGAUGCAAGGAGAGUUAUCCUCCCUUGCCCCCAGCCUCAGUUCUGAUCGUGUUCUACAACGAGGCCUGGACGACGUUGCUCAGGACUAUUCAUAGCAUCAUAGACAGGUCGCCGCCCCACCUUUUGGAGGAGAUCAUUCUUCUGGACGAUUACUCGGACCUAGGUCAGUAAUACAGGCCUUUUAAAUUGGUGGAAUUCUUGAACCUACGUCAGUAACACAUUUAAUUGGUGGAAUUCUCAACUCUAAUUCACUUACAUAUUUAGAUGAAACGUUUUGAACUGAAGUUUGACUAGUUCAGUGGUGCACGUAAGUUUUCUCAAAACUUGGUCAGAAUGAGAUUUUAAAAAUUAAAAAAAGGUCUUAAAUCAAGUCUCUAAGUUUGACAAAUAUUGUUCCAUAUCGACAUCUUAAUAUUUAAGCCAACGUUAGUAAGCCGCUGCGUACAGUGGACAAAGAUUGCACGAUUUAAUACAUUUAUACUUUGUACUUUCAAUAUUUUAAGAAAAACAACAACAACCUAUUAAAGCAUUCGGGGUUUAGUAAGAAUUUAAAAGCGUUUAAAAAGUCGCACAGGUUUGAGAUAAUUGCUCUGUUUAAACGCCUAGUCACAACUAAUAUAUUUGAUCAUUCAUGUUGCAUUUGAUAUUUCUCUAUAAGCUCUUUCAGCAACCGAUUUUUAUGUUUUAAAAAAUCAUCUUUCAUUUAUCUUCAAGACGCACGAAGAAUUUGUAAACUUCACGCACGUAAAACAGUGGCGUCGCUCGGGUCGGUGCCACCCUGGGCGGACCGCAACCUCCGCACCCCCUUUCCUAAGCCAUUGCACGUAAGCCUGACAUCAAUAUAAUAUAUUGUUAUCUUCUAAUAAUGUGUCUCUCUCCCCCACACCAGACCACCUGAAGCAGCCGUUGGAGGCGUACAUCAAACCACUGGAGAAGGUCCGCCUGUAUAGGACGACUGAACGCUUGGGGCUGAUCAGAGCCAGGAAUGUUGUGUUUGAGCUCGCCAGGGCGAAGAUUGUCGUCUUCUUUGAUUCGCACGUCGAAUGUCUUAAUGGUAAUACUUAAUAUUCAUUAUCUAGACAGCAGCGCCUUGGUGGCAAGAAAGCACGGUAGAGAUUGUAGGAUAAUGCUGUCAAGCGAUUGUAAAAUGAUACUCUUCAUUCGUUUUGGUUUUGAUAAAAUGUAGCCCUUGAUCUGUGGGGCUGCUCCCCUUGCGGAGGCCGCCUUGGUUUGUCGGAAUGCACUUGGCUGGUCCGAAUGCCAAUGGAUAACCCGAAUGCCCUUGGCUGGUUGGAAUGCCCUUGGCUCUUUCCAAGAACCACUAUAACCCCGUGUGUACUCCGUUACGCUACUUUUCUCACAAUAGUGAGAGAAAAUACCAGACAGCUCGAGGGUAAUCCGACCGGCGAGCCAUCUUUGGGAUUUAGACAAUUAUUUGAUUCAUUGCCAGUUUCCAUGCUUUCGGAAGGAUGCCUGUGGUCAAGCCUUUGUUGAUUAAGGUUUAAAAGCGUCUGUCUCACUUUGACUCCCAAAUGAGUAAGCAGCUCAUGGCAGACCUUAUCAGAGCCUGGUGCUUUUCCCGUUCUGCACUUUCAUAGAGCCGUUUGCAAUUCCCCAAUCGUAAAGGGAACUGGCGAUACCUCUAGGUGAGGGUCCAUUACCUGGGCAGAAGCUCCUACCUUUCGGAGGGUAUUCAAUGGUCCAGCUGUCUUCAGUGUCUCUGACAUUAUUUGUUGACCUCUGCGAAGUGUUAAUUAAGCGCCCGUGCGCACUUGCCACAACUAGGUACUGUGCCGUCGUCGCACAGCUAGGUACUGUGCCGUUGCACAGCUGGGUACUGUGUUGUCGAAAAGCUGGGUACUGUUCCGUCGCACAACUAGGUACUGUGCCGUCGCACAGCUGUGUACUGUGCCGUCGUCGCACAACUAGGUACUGUGCCGUUGCACAGCUGGGUACUUGCACCAGCCUGUCGAAAAGCUGGGUACUGUUCCGUUUCACAGCUGGGUACUGUGCCGUCGCACAGCUGGGUAUUUCACCAGUCUUUCCCUUAGACCCUUAUGACAGAGGCAUUGACUUAGACGCAGGCUCCACGUUAAGUUUAGUUAUACUUCACAUGAUAUGCUGAGGGUCAAGGACAGUUUUGCCCCCCCCCCCCAAUCCCUUUCCCCAUCUUAGGUCUCAGGUUUUGCGUCACCUUGUUGGUCUUUGACUGGGCCCUAUACGGGUCCAAAUUUACAGAUAAGAAGAGACCAGAACCUUUGCAAGCCUAAAUUAGAAUAAACAAUAGGGAAGAGGGGCUUUCUUCUUUGAACUUAAAAAGUAAAAAAAAAAGAUGAUAUAUUAUUAAAUAAAAUAAAGAAGAGGUUUUAUGACGUGGGGUCAAGUUUCAUUUUUUUUUAAAUGUACAUCUAUUUUCAGGUCAUCCUUUGAUCCCAUAAUUCAACAAUUUGCCAACUAUUUCCACUUUCUCUUAUUACUUAUCUGGCUACUCGAUGUAAAACGCUCCUGAUCAGUUCGCAAAUAAAAAUCACGUUUUGUUCUAAGUUUUCAGACUGUGAUUAUUUACAUUCGCACAUGCACUGACACACACAUAAUAUACAUACACAUACACGCUCACAUACAUACAUACAUACAUACAUACAUACAUACAUACAUACAUACAUACAUACAUGCAUACAUACAUACAUACAUACAUACAUACAUACAUACAUACAUACAUACAUACAUACAUACAUACAUACAUACAUACAUACAUACAUACAUACAUACAUACAUACAUACAUACAUACAUACAUACAUAUAUAUAUAUAUACAUAUAUAUAUUAUAUACUGUUCCAAACAAAGUGUGGGAAACCAGGCACGAUACGCAAUAUUCCUGUUUUCUCAUAAAAUAUAUAGAUAGCUUUUUGGAAAUGGCCUUUGCCCGUGGUUUCGAUCGCCUGCCUUCAAUCUAUUCAUCGGCACCCUCCCCCACCCCCCCCCCCCCCCCCCCCCAAUCAUUACUACGGUAGAUUUGACCAGCAUUUAUUUCCAAAGGCGAUGAUCCGCGGACAAUAAGCGGUACGCAAGCCUGACGUCAGCUGUCGCCACAACAUAAGACAAGAAGCGGCCUAUAAGUUCAAUGGUUGGAUAUCCAGAUUACACCAUAAUUCGGCUAGCUCUCAAUGAUAAAUGGAAAUGUUUAACCAAGUCCUCUCGAACUCGGUGGACGCGGAGUAAAAAGCCAAAUUGAUGACACAUUUAGGAUCAAGUUAAAAAGACCUUUUUUUAAAAAAAAAAUUGCUGAAUCUGGCAACAGAUCCCUAACGCAAGGGGAAACGACGAAAUUCACGGGUCCGGCUAACAUUGAAGUUUAAGCAUUGCACAAUAGAGAAAUCCGACUGCAACGCCGGCCCUGGUCGCAUGACGCAUCCUUCAGGUUUAUUUGCUCACUCGUCUUGCCAACACGUCCCGUUGUCUUUGCGUCCGUGCGUUAACCAAUCCUAGUUUACUCCCAAAAAAAUCAACAAAACUCAUUUGUGUCAAACCGAAAAUUAAUAUACCCCCAUCGCCUUCUCUUAUCCAGGAUGGCUGGAGCCGCUCUUGGAACCCAUCCACAACAACAGCAGGACCGUUACGCUGCCCACCAUUUUAACGAUCAAGUGGACGACCUUUGAGCUGAAAUCGGAUAAAAUGGACAACUACAUAGCGGGACUCGACCUGGAAGUUUUUGUAAUGGACUAUUUUCACCGACGAAACAUCACGUCCUUCAAGGAAGCCGGCUUUAUACAGUAAGUUAAAUUUGUAUUAAUACAGAAUCAGGGUUUCCAAAUCAUUACUCUAAAACUAGCAGAGGCGCCGCUAUCGGUGGUAUUUAUUGCUCCAACGGGGGGCGUCACUUUGGUCCUAUAAAUUAACAUUCAAAACAAUGUUCUCGUGUCAUGAGAAAAUCGAAUUUACGCACCGCGUACAGGAAAGACGAUCAUUUGUGGUACACCAAUGAGAACUUAAAUUCAACGUUCGUGACCAACCAGCUCACUUAUCAAAAAUCAUGAAUUUUAAAAUUUAUAUAGUGCAUAUAAGGGAAAAAAAUACGCAUUUUACCAAGGAGGAUCUCCGGCUCCAGGCAGUUCUUACGGUCAUAGAUGCUUUUCUUCUACCCCACACAUUCACAGAAAGAAAUAUAUCAAACAACAUUUCACGAAUUCCUUCAUAAUUGCCGACAUGCCACCACUGAGGCACACACCAUCCAAUUGCCGCAAUAUGGAUUUACAGAAAAUUAUUAUAAAAAUUCGCAAUUUUUAUAACAAGAUAUAUUUCUUUCGGAAACAUUUUUAACAAAACUUUUGAGCGAAACCAAAUUACAAUAUCCGUGGUUUAAGAGUAUGUCUUUGCCAAACACACAAGUCCCUGUUCAUUGACACAAAAUCGUAUUGUUAGCCUUUGUUUACUGUAUGUUAUGAUAUGAUUUGAUAUGAUAUUUAUAUCGCGCUGGUAUCCAUGCCACUUUAUCCUGCUCACUGCGCUCUGGUCGUCCGAAAUCUAUUUAAACAAACAAAUUUUUAAUUUUUUCUUAAAUGAUUUUUUUUAUCAUUUACAAUUCCUCUCAAAGACUGAGCCAAACUGUUCCAUAAUUUUGGCGCUAUCGCUUCAAAAGAGCGCACUCCGUAAGACUUUUUUCUGCGCCUUAAUCCACACUAGGAACACCCAGUUAGUACUGUGAUGAAGAUGGGCUCUUCAAUGGUACGUUUGUAUGGAUUACUCAUCAGCGUUGUUGAUAUUCCCCCUUUUCAAUCUCAAUAACACCAAAAUUUGACGCUAAAAACUUUUUAAUUACUUUUAUAUUUGUUGUUGUUAUUGUUGCUGUCGCUAUUGUGUUAUUAUUUUUUAUUUGUUAUCUUAUCAUCGGGAGAAGGUUGUGCCCGUUUCGCAUACGUCAUCGUGCCGUUGAAUGUCUCCAGAUAUCCGACGAUGCCCGGCGGGCUGUACGCCAUAUCACGUGACUGGUUUAAGACAUUAGGCAAGUACGACCCCGGCCUGCAGUACUGGGGAGGGGAGAAUAUUGAAAUAUCCUUCAAGGUAAAUAUACACUUUUAUUUUCUUGAAGGAAUUAAGUUACCCCCCCCCCGGCCAAAUGUCCUCACACACAAAUAGCAAACGUUAAUUCAACUUUAAAUUUACAAAGGAUUUAUCAACAACAACAACAAAAAAUUCAAUUGAAAAGAAUAUUUUUUUUUAAAUACAAGCCAAAAUAUGGCGGUCGUAAUUCGUGAACUAAAUUUACUAAAUUUAUUGGACAAAUCACUCAUUCAAGUAACGCACUAUAUAUAUGAUUCCCAAUUAGUGAUAACCCCCUAACCCCCCCCCCCACCCUUGCACGCCACCGCCCCAGAACUAUAUUAUUAUUAUUAUAAUGUCCCAAGGCUCUUUUACCCAGCAGAUUUAUUACUAUUGGACAUAUCACUCAUUCAAGUAACGCACUAUAUAUAUGAUUCCCAAUUAGUGAUAACCCCCUAACCCCCCCCCCACCCUUGCACGCCACCGCCCCAGAACUAUAUUAUUAUUAUUAUAAUGUCCCAAGGCUCUUUUACCCAGCAGAUUUAUUACAUGAUGUUAAAUUGUGAUAUAGAUUAAAGGCUGCGACUAUUCGCACUCGGGUACCAGAAGUGAGAGGUUGGGAUAAAAAACUAUUAAAAAUAUUAUUUUUGGGUGUUGAGUCCCAUAUGACCUGGGUCCGAAUGGUGGCGAUGCGUGUCUGGGUCACAUUUUGACUCAGUGCUAUUCGGAUAUCAUUUGUGGUAGUUUAUUUUAGUUGUACUGAAGAAGUAAGUUCACAAACAUAUGGGCCAUUCAAUUAUCUUUCAUUUGAUACCUCAUUUUGUCUUACGAACUCAACAAUAAUAUUUUAAAUAGUGUUUUAAUCCCAACCUCUAACUUCCGGUACCCGGGUGCAAAUAGCCACUGCGUAGAUUAAAUAUCUACUUUGACUUUGGGAGUUGACAAAAUUGUUUUAUGAAAGAAAAAUCUAACAAGUACCUCCAAAUAAAGAGAAACAACACAAAUGAAAUAUAAAUUUGAUAGCGGCCCAUACUACAACGUACUACGAAACAAUCACGACGCUUCUCAAGUCAUGGCUGUGCUGUUAAUAUCUCGUUUAUUAUUGCGACGCCGGGUACGCCCCUUCGAAUCCAACUGCUAGAGAGGGGGGAAGGGAAACAAGGUUAACUCAGCUUUAACCACACACACACAAACGCUACCACAAACGCGAGAGCACGCACACACAAAAACGAACACGCUUACACACACUCACGCACACACACACAAACACAUACACACCACAUAUCACUUUUACCAAUUCCAUUGUAUAAAUUUGUUUAAUUUUUUUUUUUCGGCCUAUUCUGUAAAAUCAGUCAGUCCAAUGUCAACAACAAAUUUGCAUGGCUCUAAGCUGCUUAGGCUCCAAAAAUACAUGAAUGGCUCUAAAUUUAUAAAGUAAAAUAAAUUUCUUUUCAACCACCCCCCCCCCCCGCACCCCCCAUGCUUUUUUUUUCAUUCCGGGCAACAACCGAUCAGAUAAACAUGACCUUGACCCUUCCAUUUCUCCGUCAGAUCUGGAUGUGCGGUGGGUCACUCAUCGUGACCACAUGCUCACGGGUGGGUCACGUGUACAGGCUUCACAACCCGACCCUCCCCGAGGGGUUCAACCUCGCCCUCAACCCCGUGAGGGUGGCCGAGGUCUGGAUGGACGAGUACAAGCACUUCUACUACGAGAAGAUCGCCUAUAACAUCGUAUGUAGCCCUGGACGGGUUUUGUCUUCCCCUGUUGUGUUCAAAUUGUGCUCAUCGAUGAGGGGCCGGCCGAAUUUCGGUUUUCAGGGCCGUAAGUUGCCAUGCCAUCAUCUUCGGCGUAUUUCGGUUUCGAGAGAAACCCAAAAAAAAAUUAACUAACUUUCGGUUGAUUUUUCGGUUUCGGCCGAAAGGGGUUUAGGCUUUCGGUCAUCUUCCAGACGUCAGACUGUCAUUCUGUCUGUCUUUUGGGGCCGGCAAGCUUAUGUUCAUUAUUGUUCGACGUCUUGCUGUCAUGGUAUAAUAUACGGUUAAUCCUCCGCGAACACGUCUCACAGCUGCAUGAGGACCAAUUUGUCCUAUAUUUACAAAAAUAGAAUUACAAUUAGACUUAGGCAAAGGUAACACUUUUUUUUUUUUAAUCUAAGGUAAUACUUAUUUUUUUUUUUUAAAUAAAAUUUGGGGACCCUAUAGGUUUAUUCAAAUCAUUCAUGCGUGACAUGUACGCCCAUUUAUCAUAUUGCAUCCUCAUAAAUGGUGUCAUUGGCAAAGGUAAACAGCAUUGUGAACAAUAAUCGAAGGGAUUGAAAACCUUUCCAUUAUUAUUUUUGCUAUUAAAAUUCUUUUAAAAUAAAAAUGAGGUAACGCUAGGCUCAAUCAAUUUAUUCAUUGAAAUUCAUCAUUACCGUGCUCUUAAAUUUUGAGAAAUACAAUUUUAAAAUUUUUGUGCUGGGCGAUAUAUGUCUUGCGAUAUCCGGCUCAGCCCGAUUGUCAUUUUAAACAUUUGGUCAGUCUCUCAUCAGUGAUGUUAAAGAUCGGGUGAAAUAGUAUGGGGGAGUUUUUACAAAAGGCGAAGUAUAUUUCAUCAAGGUUUUUUUUAUAUAUCUUUUUUUUUUUCUUUUUUUUUAAAAUUUUUUUUUUUUGUGUGGUAAUUUUCGUUCUGUUUUUUAUUUAUUUUUUUAAACGAAAAGAAGACAACGCAAAAUGUAAUUUGGACUGAAUACUUAAUGCAAUUUUUAAAAAAAAACAUUAAAAAAUUAACACUAUCCGUUAAAUAACGAAAAAAAUUACUAAAAUUAAAUUAAUAUUAUAGAGUUGUCUAUAGUGUUAUGCCUCUUGUGCUAAAUCGAUAUGAUUUGCGUCCACAUCAUUAUGCUUUGUGUGUCGACUUGUAUGUUUGACCUCAGUCAGAUUCCGGCGAUGUCAGCGAGAGGAAGAAGCUAAGGGCGUCGUUGAACUGCAACAACUUUGACUGGUACCUGAGCAACGUGUACCCCGAGCUGAGAAAGUCCUGGAACACAUCGGAUCUCUUCGUUGGCCAGGUAAGUCAUUAUCUUUUAUUUAUUUUUGGAUGCAGAAGUUACGAGCUCUUUUUAAUCCGUUGUCACCUUUGGGGGGGGGGGGGGGGGGGGCCUUUGAUAACUACGCCGUGAAGCCAGCUGUGGCCAUUGCUUACUUCAGCUCGGUAGUCUUGCCUAAAUCACGUCUUCUCUUAUCGUUUGGUAUAUGCAACAAAACAAAAAACAACAACAAUAUAUGCCUAAAACAUAUUCUUGAAUAAACAUAGCGUAAAUUAUAUAAUAAAGCUUAUAUACAGGGUGGCCAAGAAAAUGUGAUAACAUCUCUUACAAUGUAAUAUAAUUGCAUCGACAUUUGUUAACUGUAUACAUUUACUGAUGUACUUAUGUACCUGUAUAACUGAAUGAUGUCUUUAUCAUGACAAUUUCCGGUGGCCAUAAAUGAAAACAUUUUUUUUUUAUUUAUUCAAUGAUAUCAAAUAACCCUUUGCUAUGAGAUGUUCUCACUUUUCGGGGGGCCAGCCUGGUAGAGCAAAACUUGCAAUAAACCAUUAAAAUGAUCAGUAUCUAGUAAAUCGCGUAUUCGGAAAUGUGUUUGAAAGAAAUUUCGUCGACGGAAAAUUAAUAGACGGAAAUUUGAUCGAACGGAAGUUUGGUCGAAUCUGUCUUCUUUUUUUUUUUUUUUUUUUUUUUUUUUUUUUUUUUUUUUUUUGUUGUCAGUUCACACGUUCAAAUUUUCGUCAAAUUACUUUUUGAACGCACUGUACAAUAUAGUAAAACAAAACAACGCGAUCAAAAAGAAAUUUGACGCAAAAUUUUAAACGUGUGAACUGGCAAAAAAGAUUCGACCAAACCUCAGUUCGAUCUAAGUCCCGUCGAUCAAUGUUUACGUCGACGAAAUUUCUUUCAAACAAAUUUCCGGUAACCAUUUAAUCCCUAUACAUGAUCUCAUACACAUUAUAAAGAGAAGUUUUUUGGUCUCAAACAAAGUGGGAAAGUAGUAGCGGACUUCAACGAUGUUUCAUGAAAUUUGUAUACAUAAAAAAAAAAUGUAAAAGGUAAACAAACGAAAAAAAAUAAACGAAUUGAGUCCCGUCAGCAUUACGAUCUAUUCCCUGAAUCUCCUGCUGCUCCACAGAUAAGAAAUGAAGCUCAGAAUGUGUGCAUUGAUCGCCUGGGCUACUCAACUACCGUGUCUCUUUCUGCUUGCAAAUACAGAUAUAUAAACCAGGUAAAAAAAAAAAUUUAAUUAAAAGAUUUUAAAAAGAUGCCUCUUUCGGAAUGUAUCCUUCCGCUUGCCUCGCAUGCCCGGUAUUCCUGUACUCCCAGGCUUUUAUGGAGCACCUUUUCAUCUGGUGUUCAAGGGAUAUAAAGGAAUACUAAAUUUAAUUAUACUAUGUACUCUAAUAUAAAAAUUCAAGAUCAGAUAUACUGAAAUAAUAUAUCUUUUAACUUACAGCACAGAAAAAAAGUAAAAUUAUUACAGAAUUACUAAUUAUAUACCCCCAACACACACGCUAGGUGAAAAAGCUAGAAAGACGGGUAUGGUCUCUUGCCCUGUAUCUCUGUGUAAGUCUCGUAGGUCUGCCGGUCACAGUCGACCGCCUUAUUUAAAGUGAAGGCGUCAAAACCCCCCUCAAAAUAAAUGCUAUUAAAUUCAAUCGCCAGAGAGUAUUUCUCUCUCAUUGUAGUAUAAAUGUAGACCCUCUUGAAAACGUAAACAAACUUUCCCAACCAAUGACUGGGGGCGGGGGGGGGGCGCGGGGAGGAGCUCAGCAUGCCUCAUGUGUCAUCAACUUAAUUUAUGACAUCACUGAGAAAAGCAAAGGGCAAUAUAAGGGAUGGAUGCCAUAACUGGACAACACGCAGGAGGAAAAAAAAACCUAGGUUAACACACAGUUAUAUUUCACCAAAACAUAAUAAGAUGAAAUUUCACAAAAUCCUAUGCGGCAUUAUACGAAAACAGGUGGGACAUUUCAUGAAAUCAUGUGCGACAUUUAACAGCGGCACGUGUGGCAUUUCAGGAGUGGCGUCUCACGGCUGACAAGCACAUAGCAUCCAUCUUGCAUCAUUUCGUCCUCUUGACCCUCGAGCACCCCAUGAAACUAAAUAACGGGACAGUCUACAGGCUCCGGAUAGGACACAAGAAUUCCUGGAGGAGAGACGUGAUACCAGCUACCUGGGACUAUAAUAAAGUACGGUCCUUUUAACUAUAAUAAAGUACGGUACUUCUAACUAUAAUAAAGUACGGUACUUCUAACUAUAAUAAAGUACGGUACUUCUAACUAUAAUAAUGUACGGUAAUUUUAACAAUAUAAAAGUAUGGUUCUUUUAACAAUAUAAAAGGAUGGUACUUUUAACUAAAUAAAGGGAUGGUACUUUUAACUGUAUAAAAGUAUGGUACUUUUAACUAUAUUAAAGUAUGGUUUUGUUAAUUGUUAAUUUUGUUUUCUUCAGUAAGCUGUCCUCUAAAUAUUUUAUAAUUUUUAACACAUAGUUGUCACAUUCUUCAGCUCAAUUUUAAAUUUUAAUUAAUUACGUUUUUGUCAAUGUUUUGUUAAUUUAAUUUUUUUUUCUGAUAGGAAAAGCUGUUGGUGAACCGUGAGACGGGACUUUGUUUGGAGGCCAACAUUAAUGACCGCCUGUGUGUGCUGGCCACGUGCCAGGCAGGCCUUGACCAACAGACCUGGAAUCUGACCACGAGGGCAGAGAAGAGGAUGCUGUUGAAAUCGAUAGGGGUUCCAAUAGACUGGAGUGUUUAAAGUUCCCAUAGACUGGAUUGUUUAAUGUGCCAAUAGACUGGAGUGUUUAAAGUUCCAAUAUACUGGAUUGUUUAAUGUGCCGAUAGACUGGAGUGUUUCAAGUUCCAAUAGACUGGAUUGUUUAACGUACAAGUAGACUGGAUUGUUUAAUGUGCCAAUAGACUGGAGUGUUUAAAGUUCCAAUAUACUGGAUUGUUUAAUGUGCCGAUAGACUGGAGUGUUUCAAGUUCCAAUAGACUGGAUUGUUUAACGUACAAGUAGACUGGAGUGUUUAAAGUUCCAAUAGACUGGAGUCAAUAACGUACCAAUUAGAGACCGACCGAAAGUGAUUUUCUGAUUUCGGCCGAAGCCGAGAAUAGGCCGAAAGUUUAAAAAUGACUUUCGGCCGAAACCGAAAAAAUAUCGAAAGUUUAAAAAUGACAUUCGGCCGAAACCGAAAAAAAUAUCGAAAGUUUAAAAAUGACAUUCGGCCGAAACCGACAAAAUACCGAAAGUUAAAAAUGACUUCUCCGCACAACUGAACUUGUCCAAGGGCUGUUAGUACCAACUGCGGCGACUACGAUUGUUAAUGUCCCCGUGUGUUUCCAACACUCCUCUCUUUCACCCAUUGACUACCCAGCUUGUGGUAGUUAUUUGCAUUAGAUGAAAUAUGCUUAAUGGAAAUUGAUUCUUAUUUUAUAAAUCUUCUUUAAACCAGCUUUUCCUAAAAACAACAACCUCGGGUUACUUGUGAGUUUUUUUUUAAAGAUAUCAUCAUUUGUUAAGUAAUUCUUUUUUAAAAUACAUUUUGUGCGUGCUGAUCUUAGUUCGAAUUUGAACCACGUUCAGUUUCACCAGGAACUUUAUUUUUACCUGUGAUAAUGUGACCUGUACAUACACUUAAUAAUAACUUAAUAUCAAUAGCAAAUACACGUCUGAAAAACAAAGUGAGAGCAGAUUGUAUUAUAAACGUCGGUCAUCUACUUUUAGUAGUUAGCUUUUUUUUGACGCCAGUUUACGUCGACCCCACUAGGCACUGUGACCCGAGUAGUUAUUGUAUUCAUUAUAUAAACUGUGUGUUGAUUGAUUUGCUAUUAAGACAUCGUAGUGUACGAUUUUGAGACAAUGUUGUACGGUUUUAGGAGUUCAAGGGUAAACAGGUCUGCAAUAAACAAGAAAAUCUAGAUACAAUAAUUGAAAAUCGAAAAUGGUAAAUUAACGCUAUUUUAAAGAGGUAUAUUUUACCUUAGAGAUGCUUGGACGGAAGGCAAAUUUUAAGGCCAUUUAAAAUUUCAGGUUGAAGUAAUACGAAUUAUACAAAGGGUGGUGGAAAACCUGAAGAAGGACAACACCAGAAAGUGAAGGUUCCGGCCAAAAUGUCAUCGACAGCAACAACAACAACAAAACAGUUGGACACAAACACUCUUAGCUUGUUGUAUUGAUAUGUGUAGUCUGCAGCAAAUCAAAUAUGUAGGCGACAAAUUUAUAUCUUCUAUUCUAAGCUCGAAAUAAAUUCAAAUUAUUAUAUUUUCUGGAUAUUGUUCUAUACAAUUUAUAAGUUUUGAAUGUUACAAUUUAAAAAAAAAAAAUUUGUUACGAUAUUAUUUGUUUCCACCCAGAAGGUGUGUUGAGUUAUAUGAAGUAAUCCCCAC
This is a messenger RNA of Lymnaea stagnalis (great pond snail), 14380 nucleotides long. NCBI's taxonomy places the organism in Eukaryota, Metazoa, Mollusca, Gastropoda, Lymnaeidae. The record is from the annotation of a GenBank genome assembly.